GGUCUGGACUCUUCUCCGAUUGCCAAUUGCCUUAAGACCGAGGAACAAGUGCAGAAUCAAGGACGUACAGGUGAGAGAAGCGAUGCCUAUGGGUCGGCAUCGGUCAUGUUCCUUGUCAAGCGUGAAGCAGAGUCUACUUCUCAGAGUUUUCGUGGACUGCCGCUCUCUGUUACUUCAGAGUCGACCAUUAUCACUCCCGCUGAUUCCCUUAAGUCGGAUAAGUUGCAUUCUACACAGCUCCCAGAACCUCGUCUGUCGCUUCCAAGUCCCUCAAGGAGGUCAACUUUGGUUCCAUCUCUUCCUCAGCCCGAGUAUCAACCCGCGGACUCUUCUGUUCCAUCGUCCGCCCAAAUCCAUCUUUCUUCUCCGUCCAUUACAGGACAGGAAACUUCAGCUUCGAGGAGGACUAGCGUCUUAUUUAACGGUUUCCCUGUUGGCCCUAAGAGUUCUAUUCCUCCAAGAACAGGCCCUCUUCCAUCGCCUCUCCAAGAAUUACUUCUUACAACCGACUCUAAAAGUCAACCGCAGUCACAACAAAUGCGUCCUGAUUUUACAAGACCAAUAUCCGUCUCUUCGUGUACUUUUCCAAAUUCUCGGGUUACUGAUGGCGUUUGUUUGGACCCUCAAUUUGAUGAAAGCCUUUUGCUGAAUGCUCAACUAGCCACUAUCUUGGAUUCUCCUUGUGGCCCAAAUAGAAAAGAGGAAGCAGCUAUUGGCAAGACAGCCGUUGGUGACAAAAUGAGGAUAUACAAGCUGACGCAGAGAGAUGAGCAAGAACACAUUACGCUUGCGAAACAAAAGAGGCCAAACACAGAGCAGGGCAACGUAGAGCAUUUGACAACUGAUAAAGGCAAUACUAAUGGGCCUGAUGAGAGAGCUUCAUUUUCCUUUCAGGGUCAUUCAAAAGAAUAUCCCCAAACCCCUCUUAUGCCAGUUCCCUCACAAUCUCUUGGAUAUAUUCGUCUGCCUGACGCCACUCUUGCAGCUUUCACCUCUCCUGCCGACAUCAAAAAAUUUAAUAGCCCCUCUUUCCUUCCUCCGGAUAUGAACGACACACUCACCUUUUCCAUGAUGGAUGAAGCCAUGCUUGAUCAGGCAAUGUGUUAUGGUGUGCCCUUUUGA
This is a messenger RNA of Protopolystoma xenopodis, 1122 nucleotides long. The record is from the annotation of a GenBank genome assembly. Lineage: Eukaryota; Metazoa; Platyhelminthes; Monogenea; Polystomatidea; Polystomatidae.